AUGUCCUCACAAGGCCGCCGAACACAUUACCAGCCUCCAUGGGGCAACGCCAACAUCAUUGGCGUAGCUGGCAGCUCCGGGUCUGGCAAGACUUCUUUGGCGUUGGCUAUUGUGGCCUCCAUGAACCUGCCAUGGGUGGUAAUCCUUUCAAUGGAUUCGUUCUAUAAGUCGUUAACCCCGGAGCAAUCGGCAAAGGCUUUUCAAAACGAAUGGGACUUUGAUUCGCCUGAGGCCAUCGAUUUUGAUAUCCUGGUUGAAAGAUUGAAAGAGAUCAAAGCUGGUAAGGUUGCAGAAGUACCAGUCUACUCUUUCGAGAAGCACGCAAGACUCGAGCAGACAACCACAAUCUACUCACCCCAUGUUGUGAUCUUAGAGGGAAUUUUUGCCCUUCACGACCAGCGAGUUUUGGACAUGCUUGAUCUUAAGAUCUUUGCUGAAGCAGACUCUGACCUCUGUCUGUCGCGACGAUUGGUUCGAGACGUCAAGGAACGUGGUCGUGAUAUCGAAGGCUGCAUCAAGCAGUGGUUCGCUUUCGUCAAGCCGAACUUCUACAAAUAUGUUGCGCCGCAGCGUGAAAUUGCCGACCUUAUCGUCCCUCGGGGUAUCGAGAACAAAGUCGCCAUUUCCAUGGUCAGUGACCAAGUCCGGAAGACACUCAAGCACAAGUCGGCUCAACACCAGAUGGAGCUUCGACGCCUGGGCCAGAUCGCUGAAGACAGUCCGCUACAUGGCAACGCAAAGGUUUUGGAGCAGACCAGUCAAGUCAGGGGCAUGCAUACUAUGCUCAUGGACCAGAGCACUUCCAAAGAAGAUUUUGUCUUCUACUUUGACAGAAUGGUCGCGCUGCUCAUUGAGACGGCGGUGGACUUCAUGCCGUUCACACCCAGGCAGAUCUACACGCCGCAGAACAACAUCUAUAUGGGACUUAAGAAGGAAGGCGAAGUCAGUGCUGUAGUUGUCCUACGUGGUGGCAGUGCGUUCGAAACUGGCCUCCGACGCACGAUUCCAGACUGCGUUACAGGGAGAAUACUGAUCCAGACAAACUACCGGACUGGAGAGCCUGAACUGCAUUACCGAGCACUACCUCCAAACAUUGCCCAGCACAGUCUUGUUUUAGUAUUGGAUCCGCAGUUCUCGUCCGGUGCCGCAGCGUUGAUGGCUGUGCAGGUCUUGGUAGAUCACGGUGUUCCAGCGGAGAGGAUAGCAUUCGUUACCUACGCGGCUGGUCGCGUUGGAAUGAACCGUGUGCUUAGCGUGUUCCCUGAGAUGAAGAUCGUCGUGGCGAGGAUAGGAGACGACAUGGAGAAUCGAUGGGUCGAAACAAAAUACUUGGGGUGCUGA
Ascochyta rabiei is the source of this 1341-nucleotide messenger RNA. RefSeq names its product Uridine/cytidine kinase. Gene Ontology annotation, molecular function: kinase activity; ATP binding. The transcript is spliced from 3 exons. The coding region runs from base 1 to 1341 and encodes 446 amino acids. NCBI's taxonomy places the organism in Eukaryota, Fungi, Ascomycota, Dothideomycetes, Pleosporales, Didymellaceae. The record is from RefSeq and is a predicted model, not a curated record. Gene Ontology annotation, cellular component: cytoplasm.